GGAAAGGCAAAGCAACUUCCAUAAAAAAAAAAAAAAACUACCGGUAAUCCGAGAGCCGUCUAGCUUCCCAGCUGACACUCUGCCACCUGUAUCUUCUUCCAGCACCAAACAGCACACAACUUCUUAUUCCCUUUGAAUGUCUUUUUGUUUGAGCUCUCAGAUUCAGUUGGAAGUGUGGAUAUGGUUUCUAGUGUCUCUCAAUCAGGCGCCGCGUGAGCCAGAGCCGUAAACUCGAGAGAAGAUUCGGUUAACGUUAGUCCGAGCAUCACUGUUUGCGUUUAUCGGACAUUAUUUCACUAUGUCGGGUGUGACGCUUCAGAGCAGCUGUCUGCGGGGUCUGGCUGAAGGUGACCUCAUGGACCCUGAGUUCCAGCAGCGUGUAGAGGAUGCGAUCGCCCUUCUCCGGCAGGAGAUCCAGCGGGAACUGAAGAUCAAAGAGGCGGCUGAGCGGCUGCGACGGGCGGUGACCAACCGCAAGAAUGCUGCUGAUGUGGACGGUCAGCUUAGAGCCUCCAGCCGAAAGCUGGAGCAGCUCCACUGGGAGCUGCAGGAGCUGAAUGCACGUGCUAUGGCCACACAGAAAGAUACUAUUACAGAUGAUACCACCUCUCCAGAUCCGUGCCACUGGGAAGAGAUCACAUCACCCUUGGGCAGCCGUGUCCGUACUUUGAAAAAACAACUUACCAUGGAGCUCAAAGUGAAACAAGGAGCCGAGAACAUCAUUCAGACUUACGCUAACAGUUCUGUCAAGGAUCGGAAGAUGUUGUCCACAGCCCAGCAGAUGCUGCAGGAUAGCAAGACGAAAAUCGAGUUGCUCCGCAUGCAGAUUGUCAAAGUCACCCAGGCCAGAGAGGGAGAGCGGGAGACCACACAGCCAGAGGGUCGCCCAUCUGAAACAAUUAGUCCACUUGAGCUGCGAGUGGAAGAGCUCAGGCACCAUCUGAGGAUUGAGGCAGCUGUGGCAGAAGGCGCCAAAAAUGUGGUAAAGCAGCUCGGUGUACGCAAAGUGCAGGACCGACGUGCUCUAGCCGAGGCUCAGGCCCGUUUGCAGGAGUCUUCUCAGAAACUGGAUUUAUUACGUUUGUCUCUGGAGCAGCGGCUUGGAGAGCUUCCACACGACCAUCCCAAACGAGCUGCUAUUAAAGAGGAGCUUACAGUGGGGUCCUCGCCUGUCAUUGGGCUGCAGAGAGAUCGGCUGCGCUCUUCUUCUUCAGCAUCCUCUUCGCUCUUCAAGCCAGCCAGCCUGACAGGGCGACUGGAUGUCAGGCUGAUGGGUUGUCAGGACCUGCUGGAGUCGGUUCCAGGCCGCUGUCGGGUAAGCAACAUGUCCUCCACCCCUGGAAGUCCCUCUGAGUCCAAAUCACUGAGGAUGAGAACCGGCCUCUCUACGCGCAGCACCAACGGCAAGACCACCAAGACUGAUGAGCUCUCAUUGGAGAUCAGCGCUGUAUUGAAGGUGGAUAACAAGAUAGUUGGUCGCACUCAUUGGCGGCCGCUGAGUAAGGAGGCCUGGAAUCAGAGCUUUAGCAUCGAACUCGAGCGGUCUCGGGAGCUGGAGAUUGCAGUCUACUGGCGAGACUGGAGGUCCCUGUGUGCUGUGAAGUUCCUGCGUUUAGAAGAUUUCCUAGACAACCAGCGGCAUGGCAUGUGUCUUUAUCUAGAGCCACAGGGCACACUGUUCACAGAGGUGAGAUUCAACAAUCCCGUCAUUGAGCGACAUCCUAAACUACAACGACAGAAACGGAUUUUCCCAAAAGAGAAAGGGAAAAAUUUCCUGCGGGCAGCACAGAUGAAUAUGAACUUUGCCACUUGGGGGCGUCUAAUGAUGAGCGUGCUGCCCCCCUGCAACAGCACCGUCACCGCCUUGAGCCCUCCUCUGCCCGGCUCUGAGACCAUGUCCCCUCCAUCUGUGUCCACGCCCCCUUCCUCUGGAGAUUCAGCAGUCGUUAAACUGAAUUUCAGUGAGGAGCGUCCUGCCAAGCCCCCCCGCCUCCACUUGGCACAGAACCCCACCACUGACGCAUCACUUUCUGGGACUCCUGCCAGAAUGAAUUCCUCUGAGGAUAACCAAGUUCUCAAAGGCAGGCCUGUGUCCCAGCCUACACAUCAGAGGAAAGAGGGGAUGCAGAUGGAGGACUUCAAUUGCAUUUCUGUUUUAGGAAGAGGGCACUUUGGAAAGGUCCUGCUGGCUGAAUUCAGGAGGACCGGGAAACUAUAUGCCAUCAAAGCCCUGAAGAAAGGGGAUGUUGUGACCCGGGAUGAAGUGGACAGCUUAAUGUGUGAAAAGAGAAUUUUUGAGACCAUCAAUGUGUCCCAUCAUCCUUUCCUGGUGAACCUGUAUGGGUGCUUCCAGACCCCUGACCAUGUGUGCUUUGUGAUGGAAUAUUCACCUGGAGGAGACCUGAUGACCCACAUCCACAGCAGCAUCUUCUCUGAACGCCAGGCUAGGUUUUAUUCUGCAUGUGUAUUACUAGGCCUGGAGUUUCUGCACCAAAACCGGAUUGUAUAUAGGGACCUAAAGCUGGACAAUCUGUUAAUGGAUUCUGAUGGCUUUGUGAGAAUUGCAGAUUUUGGACUUUGCAAAGAAGGUAUGGGACAUGGCGAUCAUACGUCAACCUUUUGUGGUACCCCAGAGUUCCUGGCCCCGGAGGUUUUGACAGACAGCACCUAUACCCGUGCAGUGGACUGGUGGGGUUUGGGUGUGCUCAUAUAUGAGAUGCUAGUGGGAGAGUCUCCAUUCCCCGGUGAUGAUGAGGAGGAGGUGUUUGACAGCAUAGUGAACGAUGAAGUGCGCUACCCCAGGUUUUUGUCCCCCGAGUCAGUCUCUAUAGUACAAAAGUUGUUACAGAAGAACCCUGAAAAACGACUGGGAGCAGGAGAGCAAGACGCCAAUGAAGUGAAGAGACACAGGUUCUUCCAGGGCAUAGACUGGGAAGCCCUGUUGGCCAAAAGAGUCAAACCUCCUUUCCUGCCGUCAAUUAAAGCCCCAGCAGACGUCAGUAACUUUGACGAGGAGUUCACGCGCCUGAAGCCUGUCCUGACCCCUCCGCAGACCCCGUUCUUCCUCACCGCCGAGCAGCAGGAGUUCUUUGCAGACUUUGACUUCUCGGCCCUGCACUGACUUCCACUCGAUUACCCUCAGAAGGGGUUGUGACAUAUCAAAUCUCUGCUUUCUUUUCUCUCUGUCUUCUUCAUCCAAUUAUUCUCUCUCGUCCUCCCUUGAGUUAUGCAGUGGAAUCGAGUGAAGCUGGCCUCGUGUCACCCUUUAAAAGCUGCUGUACGCUUUUCGUGAAACUGGCUGCAAAUGUGUGCUUAAGCUCCAAAGACAGUCCUGAUGGACUUUAAAACCAUACGAUCACCCUUGACCAGAACUGUGCGGCCGCCACUGUGAGUAAGCUCAGAUCUGCUCAGCUUUUAACUGCCCAACCCCGAUAUUCAAAAAUGCAUUUAUUAAUGUACGUUAGUUUUUGGGUUGGGUUAUACUGUUGAAAAAAGAAGUCUUCCUGUUACACUAAAUUACGAUGCCAAAAUAUACUUGCACUGUUGCUGAACAUAUAAUGAUUGUCAGAUUGAGAAGGAAGGACGAAAUGCUGUGCCGUUUUUAAGGAUUUCUGAUACAGUGCAGAUCUGUCUUAAGCUCUUUAAGUUCCAGACUGUAACUAUCCGAGUGUGUUCUCAGUGUUAGAUCAUGCAAAUUCCUCCAUGCUUAGUCUAUGUGAUGUAUGUUCAUGUUAAACCCUCACAUUUUGAUCUCUGGUUGUCCCUAAUCUGGAUUUGAUUUAGGAUUGGUGCCCCAGAUAAAUGUUGCUUGAUUUUGGACCAGUUCUCAACUUUCCAAACCGAGCUCUUUACUGUACUUGCAGAAGUCUUGUGACCUUCGGCUGCAAGCGGUGGCUUGCUCUGUCCAGCCUUUCUCUUUAUAGUCCUCCCCCUGGACAAAUCUAAGACUGCUGAAUUAGACUGCGCAUAUUCUACUCGAUGUCUUGGCAUGAUAGUUAGCACAUUAACUCACUAAGCUGAAAUUGAAACAGUUCAACUGUUUUUGCUCUCUGCAUCAUCUGACAGAAGCUCAUUACGUUGUUCGUUAUUUAAGGUGUUUGUCUGUAUUUUACUUUUGACUACAUCAGGCUACCAUUGUAUCAUUGUAAAUGUGGUUUACUACUGAUAAGUUACACUGUGAACAAAAUGACACUAAAAUAUUUAAAUGAAACUUGUCAUUUCUAUGAGCCCCAUGAAGGAUAAUUAAAUAUCUAAGUAAAUGUAACUGAACGGGAUGAAUGUAUUUUCAGAAAUAAAAUACAAUGUGACCA
Onychostoma macrolepis is the source of this 4310-nucleotide messenger RNA. RefSeq names its product protein kinase N3 (gene pkn3). The transcript has 22 exons. Lineage: Eukaryota; Metazoa; Chordata; Actinopteri; Cypriniformes; Cyprinidae. The coding region runs from base 299 to 3121 and encodes 940 amino acids. Gene Ontology annotation, molecular function: protein serine/threonine kinase activity; small GTPase binding; ATP binding. Gene Ontology annotation, biological process: protein phosphorylation; signal transduction. The record is from RefSeq and is a predicted model, not a curated record.